CUUCCAGUUGCUGCUAAAGCCAAAGAAAAGAUAGAUAUUUGAGCGGCAAAAGGAACAACAGCCUUAAUUAGUUAACACAAAGACAAAAGAAAAACAACAAACAUAAAAGGUGGCGCGUGUGAAUCACACACUACUACUUACGUUUCUGUUUGUGUCGAUGGCUACCACCUCUAACGUCAUCCAUACCAAGCUUCUAGAAUUACCAAGAACCAACCGCCACUCCCGGAUCUCAUUCUCCGCCAACAACCACCACCGUGUCUCUGCAACAACCUCCGCCGAGGGACCUUCCUGCAUCUUCGUUGGCCCUCUCGAAACAGCCAAUAAAGAAACCCUCGAAGCUCUCUAUUGCCAAGCACGUGAUGCUUAUUAUAGCGGCGAGCCUUUGAUACUUGAUGACAUGUUUGAUAGAGUAGAGUUAAAGCUAAGAUGGUUUGGUUCAAAGUCAGUUGUCAAGUAUCCUCGAUGCAGUAUCAGGAGGCAAUCAACAUAUGCUGAUGCUGAGGAAGAUCUGUCUAUGGUUCUUGCAUUAGCUAGCACAUGGACCGUGUUCCUUGCAUUUGGAAGUUUAGCGUGUCUUGGGCCAAUAUCAUACACCGUUGGGAUGGCUUAUCAAAAUGCAUUCGAUUCAGGAUUAUCAUAUAGAAGCCAGGCAUCUGCAUUCGAGUUUCUGGCAUCGGUGAAUAGCAUUUUGUUCAUUGUGCUGGGAUUUGUCAUCGGGUACCCAGUUGCGUCAGCUUCAGUUAAGAUACUUCAUGGCCUAUGGAGGAAUGAUUUGGCAGCACUAAGAGGUGCAUGCCCAAAUUGUGGAGAAGAGGUAUUUGCAUUUGUGCGAAUGGACCGGAAUUUUGACUCACCUCACAGAACAGAUUGUCAUGUGUGUGAAUGCUUAUUAGAAUUUCGCACCAACGUGGAGCAAUCAGUUUCAAGACUCGGUAGACAGUGGGUUUAUGGGCGUAUUUACCUUGUUUCACCGAGAGGCAGAUCCCGACGCCAAAGACAACUGUAAAUUUCCUUCCCAGCAUUUGUUACUUGCUUCAGCAAUUGUCAAUAGCAAGGAUCUGAAUACCCAUAAUAUUUUUUCAACAAAAACCAAUUUGGUAUUGUGCAAGUUUUUGGAGGUGAAGUUUUUGAUAUGUAGACUUUUUUUUACAUUUUUCGUUUGAUAUCAGAUCUUAAGUAGAAUUUCCAGGUUUAUUUGAUACUAUUACAUCAUAUAGAAUUUCUAAGAAUAUUGAAUUCUCAUGUAAGGCAGAAAUUGUAACAGAUUUGUCACUGGAUUAUUAUGGAAAUCAAAAUAAUCCUAGAAACUCCAAUGAAAUAAUGAUAUUCAAUAGUACGGGACUAAUUCCUA
Trifolium pratense (red clover) is the source of this 1351-nucleotide messenger RNA. Its product is annotated as PGR5-like protein 1B, chloroplastic. Gene Ontology annotation, biological process: photosynthetic electron transport in photosystem I. Gene Ontology annotation, molecular function: oxidoreductase activity, acting on iron-sulfur proteins as donors. NCBI's taxonomy places the organism in Eukaryota, Viridiplantae, Streptophyta, Magnoliopsida, Fabales, Fabaceae. The transcript is spliced from 7 exons. Gene Ontology annotation, cellular component: chloroplast thylakoid membrane. Bases 158 to 1006 code for a protein of 282 amino acids. The record is from RefSeq and is a predicted model, not a curated record.